Messenger RNA from Mobula hypostoma (lesser devil ray), 2583 nucleotides. RefSeq lists its product as uncharacterized. Gene Ontology annotation, molecular function: nucleic acid binding; zinc ion binding. Bases 984 to 1808 code for a protein of 274 amino acids. NCBI's taxonomy places the organism in Eukaryota, Metazoa, Chordata, Chondrichthyes, Myliobatiformes, Myliobatidae. The record is from RefSeq and is a predicted model, not a curated record. The transcript has 2 exons.
GGAAAAAUGCCUACUUGUCAAGUUGAAUGAAGACUUUCAUGUCACCAGCUUCAGUGUCUCUCCAGCAACGAAGUGAUUUCAUCCACGCUACCAACAUUUGGUGUCAGGAAUGGGAUACCUUCAUGACCCGUCGUGUGGCCAGCGUUCCUAGCAGUCUAGCUUGGUGAGUAUUUUUCUAAAAUAACACUCACACUUGGGUCUGUUCGAUCGGUGGUGCACGGGACAUGAGGUAUCACGAACGUGAAGAGCUGAACUGGUAGAUAUGAAAGUACUGUGUGCGUGUGCAUGUGUGUUUAUGUAAGUGAGGAAUCUUCGCAUGUUAACUUGGUGAGACCUGGACCACCAGUUGCGAAAGGUGGUAAAUAAUGGUACGGUUCAAGAUGCCAGAGUGGGGGUGUGUAUACUCGAUCGGGGAGCUGCAUUUUAGUGUAUGCGUUUGCAAGUGUGAUGCAAAGGAAUACAGCAGACAUCAUAAAUUCAGGUUCUCAAAAGUGGCAGAUUGUGGAAUACAUACUCUGCGGUUUUAUAUUUUGUGUAGUGUGGGAAUUAAUAUACAGAUAUCUCAGGGAGAGGUUUUACCCAGAUAGAUCUACCAGAAUGGCACCUAUUGAAGUCAGGCAACGUCAGGUUGAGAACCCUGAUGAUUCGAGCCAGCCUUGACCUUGAUUACGACUAUUCAUAAGCCCUUCACCCCCGGAGAGAAACAAAGCAUUUUGUCUGAAUUGCCCUCACUUAAAGUCGCAAGUGGGAAUUCAGAAUCCUGGCACAAGCUCGAGGAAAUGGUUGAAAUCCACCAGAUGCACCCUAAAGAUACACACGUGUUAGUGAAAGUGAAGUGCCCGAGGAAUAUGUGAGACAGGAUGGCCCAGGGGGUGGGGGAUGGUACAUGGGCAACCACCGGGAGCACCAGUAAUGAAGAAGGAUAUCGCUUUUUUAAAGGGGAAGUGAGGCAGUGACUGGGGGGAGGCGAGAGUAGCUGGGGAAUGAUAAUGGCAGUGAUUCAAAAAGCUGACGAGACAGCCAUGGAUUAUGCAGAACGUAAAUACCGAGUGUACGAGGAGUAUUCAGGGUUGGAUAAUCCAGGGAGGGAUGACCAAGUCUUCCUGAAAAUGCUGAAGGAAGGCCUGAGCUCAGCCCACCAGGAAGUUUUAGAUUUAGGCAUAACGGUGGGGUCCACCUACUCUGCGAUAGUUUCAUGGGCCAGUGAGAUAGACCGAAGAAAAGGCAAGAGAAAUCGUACAGUGGGUAUAGUGGAUGCAGCUGCUGUGAUGUCCCGGAGAGUUUGUUCUGCUUGCCGGCAGCCAGGGCACCCAGCAAAGGACUGCUGGACCAGGUAUAAGGCAGUGAAGGAGUUGAUAUGCUACAGCUGUGGCCUAUCAGGACAUGGCUGGAGACAGUGUCCAAAAGGGAGGGGGAAAACCCAGGCGAAGGUCACAGCAGACACCCAGUCACUCACCCCAUCAGCAACCAGUAUGACUGUCGAUCAGAUCAAAGAGUUAGUAACGGCGCCUCUUAGGGCAGAAAAAAAUGUGGCAGUGGGCUCCACUGCCAGCGCUGGUGACCUGCGGAUGUACACAACAGCAUUGUUAGGAGGACGGCAAUGCAAUAUGUUAGUGGACACAGGGGCAUCGGUAUCGAUAACAGACUUACCCUUACCAACAACCGGACAGGCCAGUUAUAUCAGGGGUGUAGGAGGGAAAACAGUGAAAGCAGAAAGAAGCGAGAAGCAAAUACUAGAAAUCGGGGAGUACAGCUUCCAGUGUAUUUCUGUGUAUGUCCAAAUAAUGAGGGCACGAUCCUUGGAAUAGACAUCCUAAGGGAAGCACGAGCUGUUAUAGAUUCGGGAAAGGGAGAAAUAAUAUGGACGAGUCAUGGGCAGCGAACGCAUACAACCAACAGAAUACACAACCUGCAUAGCAUAGUCGCAGCUGCCCCGAUCAUCAGAGACUGCAGCCCGGAUGGGGUCUAUGGGUUACCUUGUCAGCAGUUCCCAGCAGUGUGGGCUACACACAAGUAAGAUUAUGGUCAAGUAAAGAUAAACCCAGUUAAAAUAGAGGAGGGUCUGUAUAAACCCCAUAAGCAGGACCCUAUACAAACUGACACCAUGACCACUGUUCAGGGUAUAGUGAAGGAACAAAAACACCAGGGGAUACUCAGAGAGACUUGUUACGUACCCUGUAACUGGGUUGCCAAAUCAGUAGAAAUGGAUCACUCAGUUGGAGUCUGGAUUACUGGAACUAAGAGAGUUUUAUUAAAGAAGCAAGCAACACAGUACUCUAAUCAAAAGGAUAAUAAAUGCAACAGUUCAGCAAUGAUAAACACACAUGUACACAGAAUUAGGAUAACAGGAUCAAUCAAGCUCUAUCGUCGUCUAGGUGUAAAUGGCCAGUUUCAAAGUGACGCAAAGUUCAGUUCAACUGAGUUCAGUUCAGUUCACAGUAAUCACUGCUGUGGUGAUGGACAGUGGGGGGAAGGAGAGAGAGAGCAAAAACGAAUGAAUAUUCAAACGGCUUCCACACAGACCUUCGAUAUUCUUCGCAGUCAGCUUUCGGGCGAGCCCUUUGUGAUGUCUUCUGAGGUCAC